AUGCUGCCGAACGAGCUGCGGUCGGUGGUGCGGCAUGUGGCGGUGGCGCUCUCAUCGGGCUCGGCCGCCCACGGUGUGGUCGUCUCAGGCCUGGUUGGCGACGUGCUCGCGGCCAUCAUUGAUGCGCGCGACAUGCUGGCACUGCCGGAUGGGAUUGACGCGCUGCUGCGGGCGAUGGUGGCGGCGGUUCAGCGGGCGCUCCCUGGCGGCUCAAGAUACACGCUGGUCGAGGAAGACAGCCUCCGUGCUCGUGCCCGGCCGCUCAUGGCUCAGCUCAAGCACCUGCACAGCACAGAACUCUCUUCGUUUGUCGACGCAGAAAUUCCUCUGGUGCGCCGGCCUUCAGCGACACGUAGUGGCGCGCCGGUUCUUACCAAGCACGACCUGGAGCUUGCACGGGCCGCGAUUGUCGACGCGGGCGUCGAGCUGUUGAGCAACGCACAGGCUAUGAUGGCUGAGGUCGAUGCGGCUGUGGCGAGCGAGCGCGGGCGAGCGGCACUCUUGCUGAAGUCGUCGUCUGAGGUCAUCUCGACGCUUGAGGCCCGUGAGCAGGCGUCGCGGUCACUGGUGGCUCUUGUCGAGCCGCUCGUCGAGGCGCUGACGACAACGAUUGACGCCUUCUCGGCGCUGGUUGUCUUUGUGGAGGCUUGGAAGGCAGCAACACCGAGCUCUGUCCUGGACUCGUUGUGGACAAGCUCUGCAGCGCUGGACGCUUUGAUUCCUGCGUUUGGCCCUGCGCUUGGGUCGACGACAACGUCGCGCUCACUCGACGCGCUGCUCCGUACCUCCAGCAGCGUCAUCGACGAGGCGCGGACUGCAGUAGCCAACUCGACACGUGUGGUGGAUGAUGCGACCUUCAAUGUGGCGACCGGGCUCGACGCUCACUCUGUCGGUCACCUCAAACAUGCGUACCACCUCGCAUCGGACGAGUGCUACUCACGACCGCAACUGGAGGAAUUGGAGAUCAACUACCACGCGCGACUCGCGGCGGCGGCGAACGAGAUCAAAUCGCUGCAAGCGCAGCUUCGGCGGGCAUCGCUGGGAGUCGGCGGCAACAACGAGGACAGACGGAGCUCGAGCGAGGGGCUGGCGCCGAGCGGAAGCUCGACCGAAAAGCUCCUCGCUCCUUAUGUGGAGCGGGAGCACGCGCUGCGCGCGCAGCUCGAGUACUUGAAGCGGGUUGUGGAAGCUGGCACCAACGGGACCGACCCCCUGGCGGCCGAGGAGGCGGUUGCGUUCUCGGCGCGAGUGGCGAGCGCGGCCCGCGACAUGGCACAGCACAUGAUGGCCGACUCGGGCGUGCGGUACACCGAAGACGAUCUUAUGGAGCUGUACAACCACUUUCAGGGGCGGCAGGCGGCGCUGGAGACGCGGGUGUCCGAGCUGGAAGAGGCUGAGCGCGAGCUGGCCGAACACAAGCGACGGGCGGCGGGGAUGGAGGGUGUGUCGGCGGCGCGACUGGAAACAGCGCUCCGACAGCUGCUUGACAAGUACAACCGGUACCGGGCCAAGUCCAAGGCCAAGCUGGCAAGCAUGAAGCGGCUCUCACUCGAGGCGUACUCCAAGCUGCAUCGCAAGCACAAGAAGGAGCUGGCGCGAGCAAAAGCGACAGCGCUCAUGCGCGAAGACGAGCUGCGAGCGCAGCUCACGUUUGCGUACAACGAGCGUGACGCCAUCCUCACCGCCCAUGACGAGGCGCAGCAGAGGGCAGCUGACGAGCGGGCUGCGCGGCAGGCUGAGCGGCAGAAGCGCAAGACCAAGGAGGCGACCAUGGCGAGCUUGAAAGAUCAGCUCAAGUCGACCGCUGCAGCCGCGUCACAGUCGGCUGAGCUGGCGGCGGCGGUGAAGAACUUUACCGCGCUCUCAGCCGAGUACGAGUCACAGAUUGCCGAAGCCGACGCCACCAUUGAUGCGCUCUCCGAAGAGAAGGCUGCGCUCCAGGCUGCGCUGCAGCAGGCGACAGCAGCCAUCGAUCGCGAGCGCGCGACGCGGGCGCAGCUGUCGCGGCACGCCAAUGAGUCGGCGGCGUCGGUGGCAGCGCUAGCCGAAGUCGAGGAUGCGCUGCAGGCCAAGACCAAUGAGCUGAAGCGGGCCGAAGCUUCCAAGCGUGAGCUUGCCGGCAAGCUUCACGCUGUGGCGGAGGCCAUGCAGGAUCUGGAGACGCAGGUCACCGAUGCCGUUGCCGAGGCGGAGGCUCGUACCCACGAGCGCGACGACAUCGCCAAAAAACUUCGCACCGCCAUGGAGCAGCUUGUAGUUGCCUCCAAGCGGGUAGAUGCCCUUGAAGAGCUGCUGGCGCAGCAGGGAUCCGCCGACGAUGCCGGCCUAGCUGCCGCGCUCGCCAAAGCACAAAGCGCGCGUGACGAACUCGAGAUCGAGUUGACGCAGCGCAACCACGAGCUGGCCAUAGCGCGGGACGACGCUGCCCGUGCACAGGCCGACGCCGACGCGCGGCCGACGGCCGACGCGAUCGCUGAGCUCAAGAAGAGCGUCCGCGAGCUGGAGGCCAAAGUCGAGGAGAGUCGCCAGCGGGCGCAAGAUGCUGACGAGGCACAUGUUGCUAGAGUUGGUGAGCUCGAGGCGCAGCUGGCAGCGGCCGAGGCCGCAGCGGUCAAUGCGGACAGGGUUGAUGGCGAGGUUGUUCCGGCGAGCGAGAUGGAAGCACUCAAGGCUCAGCUGGCAGCGGCCGAGGCCGCAGCGGCCAAUGCGGACGGGGUUGAUGGCGAGGUUGUUCCGGCGAGCGAGAUGGAAGCACUCAAGGCUCAGCUGGCAGCGGCCGAGGCCGCAGCGGCCGAUGCGGACGGGGUUGAUGGCGAGGUUGUUCCGGCGAGCGAGAUGGAAGCACUCAAGGCUCAGCUGGCAGCGGCCGAGGCCGCAGCGGCCGAUGCGGACGGGGUUGAUGGCGAGGUGGCGGAGGCGCUUCAGGCGCGCCUCGACGAGCAGACCCAGGAAUGUACUCGGCUCGAGGCCGAGGUCGCUGCACUGGCAUCCGAGCGCGAUGAACUGAAGGCGCGGAUUGUCGAGCUAGAGAAGGAGUUGACAACCAAGGGCGAGAACGAUGUCGAGGCUGUCAAUGAUGCCGAGCUGGUGGCCGAGAUGGAAAAGGUGAAAAAGUCCAUGGCCAUGAAGAACAAGAUCAUUGUGGAUCGCGACAAAAAGCUGGCCGAGGCGACCAAGGAGUUGGAUAAGGUGAAAGGUAUGCUAGAGGCUGCGCAGCAGCAAGCAGCUGCCGCACGGGAAGACGCCGCCAAGGCCAAGAAGGCGCUAGCCGAAGCGCCGUCAGCAGCGACAGGCGACAUCAGCGCGUCGGCAAACGACAAUGCAAGCGGACCGCCUCCACCAGCACCACCGGGCGGGCCACCGCCGCCUCCACCGCCGCCACCGGGCGGGGCACCACCGCCGCCGCCGCCACCUCCACCGGGUGGGGCGCCGCCGCCACCACCACCGAUGCCUGGAGGCGGACCGCCGCCACCACCACCGAUGCCCGGAGGUGGACCGCCGCCGCCACCGCCGAUGCCCGGAGGUGGACCGCCGCCACCUCCGCCACCUCCUGGUGGAGGCCCGCCGCCACCUCCACCGCCGCCUGGUGGAGGCCCGCCGCCUCCGCCGCCUCCUGGCGGCAUGCCCCGGGUACCAGCCGCGCCACAGAUUGGGGCUGAGUUUCGGACCGGUGGGCCGCUGCCAAAGCGGCCCAAGAAGAAGCCGCGGGUCAAGAUGAAGGGCUUCAACGUGGCCAAGAUCAACACCAACAAGAUCAAACCUACGAGCUUUUGGUACAAGGCAGACGACACCAAGAUUAAGGUCGACGCCGACGAAAUCGAGAAUCUGUUCGCAGCCAAAGUGUCAGCGCCGGCGGCGAGCGGCGCUAGCGCCAGCGCAUCCAAAAAGCCGACGGUGGUGACGCUGCUGGACCCGCAGCGGUCGCAGAACCUAGGCAUUGCGUUGGCACGGUUCAAGAUGAAGCCGCAGCAAAUCUGCGACGCCAUUCUUUCGAUGGAUACCGAAGCGCUCUCGCUCAACCAGAUCAACUCACUGCUGCGCAAUGUGCCGACGUCGGAGGAGAUGGGCGAGCUAGAGGGCUACGAUGGCGACCGGGCACUGCUCGCGCCGGCAGAAGCGUUCCUCAUUGAGACACUCAGUAUUUCGCACUAUGCGUCGCGGCUGGAGGCAUUCCAGUUCCGGCUCAAGUUCAAGGAGCGGCUGGACGAGCUGUUGCCGGACCUCAACGCCAUCACUACGGCGUCCGAGGCCAUCAAAGACUCGGCAGCGUUCAAGCGGGUGCUCGAGCACACACUAGCGCUGUCCAAUUACCUCAAUGGGGGAGGCUUCCGUGGUGAGCUGUAUGGCUUCCAGCUGAGCUCGCUGCCCAAGCUGCGUGACACGCGGUCGUCUGCGCGCCCGGGCUACACCUUGCUCCACUACCUCGUCGACCGGAUGACCGAGCUGGACUCGGCGGACGAAGUGAGCAAGGCCAUCGACGACCUCAAGAGCUGCGAGGCUGCGGCCAAAAUCUCGCUGGAGACGACGAUGACUGAGACCAAGAAGCUGGUGGCUAAGUUUGAAGAGGUGGCUGGCUACGUGGCGACAUUUGAGGAAGAGGGCGUCAAAGACUCGGACAAGGACAACUUUAUCGAGUCGAUGGGCGCGUUCCGCGACGUGGCACAGGCCGAGCUCGACGAGGCCGUCGCCGAGAUGGCGCAGGCUGAGAUGCUGUUCAAGGAGACGCUCGAGUGGUACUCAGAGUCGCCCAAGACCUCCAACGAGGAGUUCUUCGGCAUGCUCUCCGAGUUUGGAAAGGACAUGGAGGAGGCGCGCAAGGAGAUUGCUAGCCUUAAGCGCAAGGCUGAGCUGGCUAAGAAGCGCGAGCAGGAAGCCAAGGAGAAGGCCGAGCGCGGCGAGACCGAGCCUGCGGCUGCCAAGGAGAAGGCCAAGCCGCGUUUUGGCAAGCCACCUGGCGAGGCGCCCAAGGUCUCGCAGGCGGCGCUGAUGGGCGAUCUCGCUGGCGCUCUCUCGUUCGGACGCGGAAGAGGGCGUGGGCGCGGACGUGGGCGCGGCGGUGGAAGGGGCGGUGGGCGCGGGCGCGGCGGGCCGGCGUCUGAUGAGGAAAAGCCGGGCUCGUGCCACGCCGACGGCUGUGACUGUGACAUGUUCCGGGUCUCCCCGUUUGGCCGCAAAAAGGACGCUUGUGUCGAUUGCGGGCACACCAAGAGUGACCACCUAGAGAAGAAGGCCGAGGUGGCCGAAGCAAGAGCGGGGGCCUUCCGAUGA
This is a messenger RNA of Thecamonas trahens ATCC 50062, 5268 nucleotides long. RefSeq lists its product as uncharacterized. Lineage: Eukaryota; Apusomonadida; Apusomonadidae. The record is from RefSeq and is a predicted model, not a curated record. The coding region runs from base 1 to 5268 and encodes 1755 amino acids. The transcript has 2 exons.